AUGGACGUCACUGUGCAGCUCCCGACCGAUCCCGCCGAGCGGCGUCGCGUGCAGAACCGCAUCGCGCAACGCAAGUUUCGUCACAAGCGGCUUCAGAACCAGACAGCAUCGUCUGCUGCCAUCCCCCGCUUCUCUAGCUUUCACGCAAGGCGAGCCUCGUCCGCCAACACAAACGCCGCCGCGCACGGCACGACGACGCCGCCGCUCGUCGGCAGCGCGCUCCCCUCGCCCAGCGCCUUCGGAUGCAUUGACCUGGGCACAAGGCUGGACGGCCUGCCCAUGACGCCCGCCGCCGUCUUGAUGGACGACUUUGGCCUGGACAUGUACCUGGACGGCAGCUUUGACUCGUGCUUUGAUAUGCCCAGCCUGCCCACGGAACCGCCCGGGCGCGCGCUGUCCUGCGACACCGGCUUCUCCGCGCCGGCGCGCAUGUCGUAUCCGGGCCUGCCCACGCCGCAGGCAACGGUGCCGGGCUCGUAUGCGUCGUCGUCGGCGUCGUCGUCUGGUCGCUCGCACGGGACUCCUGUCGGCGAAGGAGGGCGACGGGUGUCGUCUACGGCCGCGUUCGAUGAUGGCGGCCGCCAGGACCCUGAUACGAUGAUGAGCGCAAGCAAGAGCGACAACGAAGAAGACGGCAGCAGCGGCAGUGCAAAGUGCGACAAGGGCUGGAUCAGCACCAUUCACAUUGCGGUGCAGAGCGGCAACGAGCGUAUUCUCGGCAUGUUGCUACGGCAGGACACGGAGGGCAUCAACUGCCCAGACAGCAACGGGCGCACGCCGCUCUUCCACGCCGCGAUCCAGGACAACGAGCCCGUCGUGCAGAUGCUGCUGGCGCACGGCGCGCGCAUUGGCCUGGCCGACAAGGAGGGCCGCUCGCCGCUGCACUGGGCCGUGCUGUACCGCCGGCUCGAGGUCCUCCGCGCGCUGCUGGAGCAUUGGAACAGGCGGGAGCGGAAUACUUUUGGCAUCGACGCGCACGAUAAUGUCGGCUGGACGCCGCUGCAUCUCGCCGUCGAGAGACGCUUCGAGGCCGGCGUGCUGUUGCUGAUGCAGCACGGGGCGAAUAUCAAGGCGAGGGCCAAGAUGUGCCCGCACACGGGCAAGCCAAUACCGUUCAACGUGGAACCGAUUGGAUUGUGA
Cordyceps militaris CM01 is the source of this 1140-nucleotide messenger RNA. Its product is annotated as ankyrin repeat protein. NCBI's taxonomy places the organism in Eukaryota, Fungi, Ascomycota, Sordariomycetes, Hypocreales, Cordycipitaceae. The transcript has 3 exons. The coding region runs from base 1 to 1140 and encodes 379 amino acids. The record is from RefSeq and is a predicted model, not a curated record. Gene Ontology annotation, molecular function: protein binding; DNA-binding transcription factor activity. Gene Ontology annotation, biological process: regulation of DNA-templated transcription.